Molecule: messenger RNA, 2773 nt
Organism: Rhopalosiphum maidis (corn leaf aphid)
Lineage: Eukaryota; Metazoa; Arthropoda; Insecta; Hemiptera; Aphididae
Gene: Mcm6
Product: DNA replication licensing factor Mcm6
Exons: 14
Coding region: 232-2694 (820 amino acids)
Biological process (GO): DNA replication initiation; mitotic DNA replication; double-strand break repair via break-induced replication
Cellular component (GO): nucleus; MCM complex
Molecular function (GO): ATP binding; single-stranded 3'-5' DNA helicase activity; single-stranded DNA binding
Source: RefSeq, a predicted model, not a curated record
UAACACUUAACAUUACUACAUUAGUUAUAGCUUACAUAGUUAUUGUCCGGCUUUUGAAAAUAGACCGUGUUCGUUUAAAAUUUAUUUUGUAUAUCGUCAAUUCCCAAAUCAUAAUUCGCUCUUUUUCUCAUCGUUGUCUGUGUUUCAUAAAUUUAUAUAGACAUUAUCGUGUACUUUACAAUAAUAAUUUCUUGUUAAUAUUAAUCUGAUCGUUGGUAUUCAUUAUUCAGUAUGGAUGUCGCAGAAACUCAGACAGGAGUCAAUAGGGUACGCGAUCAGUUGAAAGUCAGAUCGCAAAAACUAUUUCAAGAUUUCUUAGAAGAAUUUGUCGAAGAAGGUUCUAAUGAACCUAAAUACUUAGAAUCUGCUAUUGAGAUGACAAAUUCUGAACGUUAUACAUUAGAGGUUAGUUUCCUUGAUGUUGAAAAAUUCAAUCAGAAUCUUGCUAUCACCAUUCUUGAAGAAUAUUACAGAGUUUAUCCAGCUCUGUGCUUAGCUGUUGGAAAUUUUGUAAUCGAUCGGACUGAAGCUACAGGAAACCACCAAGAUUUUUUUGUGAGCUUUGUAGAUGUUACCACUAGGUUUAAUGUAAGAGAAUUAACAACUUCCAAAAUUGGUGAGUUGGUGCGUAUUUCUGGACAAGUUAUUAGAACACAUCCUAUUCAUCCAGAACUAGUAGCUGGACAUUUCACUUGUCAGGACUGCCAGACAGAUGUUCCCAAUGUUGAACAACAAUUCAAAUAUACGCAGCCAACUAUAUGCCGAAAUCCAGUUUGUGCUAAUAGAAGGAGAUUCAGUUUAAAUGUUAAUAAAUCUCGAUUUGUUGAUUUUCAAAAGAUUAGAGUACAAGAAUGUCAAUCAGAGCUUCCUCGAGGGAGCAUUCCACGAAGUCUUGAAAUUAUCCUGAGAAAUGAAAAUGUUGAAACAGUGCAAGCGGGCGAUAGAUAUGAUUUUACUGGUACAUUGAUUGUGGUCCCAGAUGUAAGUGUUAUGUCCACACCUUCUGCCAGAGCUGAAUCUGCUUCUGGGCAAAAACGAGGAGAUGCAAAUAAUGAAGGUGUCAAAGGAUUAAAAUGUUUAGGAAUCAGGGAUUUGAAUUACAAGUUAGCAUUUUUGGCGUGCAGCUUAUCUGUAACAGGUUCAAGGUUUGGUGGAAGUGGAGAAAUACACAAUGAUGAAUUGACUGUUGACUCAAUUGAACGUAUGAAGAGACAAAUGACUGGGCCACAAUGGGAAAAAAUAUAUGAAAUGAACCAUGACCGUAAUUUAUACCAGAAUCUAAUAAAUAGUUUUUUCCCUUCAAUCCAUGGAAAUGAUCAAAUUAAAAAAGGUGUUUUAUUAAUGCUUUUUGGUGGAGUUCCAAAAACAACAUUAGAAGGCACUACCCUUCGUGGAGAUAUUAAUUGUUGUAUAGUUGGUGAUCCUAGUACCGCCAAGUCUCAAUUACUGAAACAAGUGGCUGAUAUGUGUCCUCGUGCUGUUUAUACUUCUGGGAAAGCUUCUAGUGCUGCUGGUCUUACAGCUGCUGUUGUUAGGGAUGAAGAAUCUUUUGAUUUUGUUAUUGAAGCUGGAGCACUUAUGUUAGCUGAUAAUGGAGUGUGUUGUAUUGAUGAAUUUGAUAAAAUGGAUCCACGUGAUCAAGUAGCUAUUCAUGAAGCUAUGGAACAACAGACCAUUUCAAUAGCAAAAGCUGGUGUUAGAGCAACAUUAAAUGCUAGAACAUCAAUAUUAGCAGCGGCAAAUCCUAUUAACGGCCGGUACGAUAGAAGUAAAUCUUUACAACAAAAUGUAUCUCUCUCAGCUCCAAUCAUGUCUCGUUUUGAUUUAUUCUAUGUUCUUAUUGAUGAAUGUAGUGAGGUUGUUGAUUAUGCUAUCGCAAAGACAAUUGUUGAAAUCCACAGUAAUAUGGAAGAUACAACUGAAACAUUAUAUAGUCAAGAAGAUAUUUUAACAUACAUUGGUUUUGCUCGUCAAUUUAAACCCCAACUCACAGUCGAAGCUUCAGAAAAAUUAGUUAAUGCAUAUACUCAAUUAAGACAGCGUGAUAGUCAAUCAAGUACAAAAUCAACAUGGCGUAUAACAGUAAGACAAUUAGAGUCAUUAAUUCGUCUAUCUGAAGCAAUGGCUAAAAUGGAAUGUUCAGAUCAUGUAAUGCCUAAACACGUGUCUGAAGCUUUCAAUUUACUUAAUAAGUCUAUAAUCCGGGUAGAACAACCCGAUGUCAAUCUAGACGACGACGGUGAUGAUCUAUUGAAUGGAAUACCUGAAACUACUGAUGGAAUGGAUGUUGAUUCUGUAGAAGAACCAGAAAAACAAGGAUUAACUAAAAAAAAAUUAACGCUUGCUUUUGACGAGUAUAAACGCAUUACCAACAUGCUUGUUGUUUAUAUGAGAAGUGAAGAAGAAAAACGAAUAGCUGAAAAAGGGGAGAGUGAAGAUGGUGGUUUAUUACGUAGUGGCAUUGUCAAUUGGUAUCUUGAACAAAUUGAAGAUCAAAUCAAUGACGAAUCUGAGUUGUUGGAAAAGAAAAGUUUCAUUGAAAAAGUAUUAGAUCGUUUAAUUUAUAAUGAUAAUGUAUUAAUUGCCUUAUCUCAACAAUCAAAAUCACAGUCCAGUGGUGUAGAACAAGAACAAGAUGUUUUAGAUGAAGAUCCUAUAUUAGUUGUACAUCCUAAUUUUGUGACAGACCUUUAAUACAUUUUAUUGUAAUUGUAAUUUUUUUUAUUGCCCAACAUCUUAGUAUUCAUUUAAAAUUAUUUUUCAAAUUAUGUAU